AGCAGAAGAGUGGAGUACGAUCGAACCGCGGCGUCUCUUCCCUCUUCCCCGGAUCCUUCUAAAACUCCCUCCCAAACCUCUUCCCCUUCUUCCCUUGCACCCUUUACCCACCCCCUUGCACACACGACUACAGACAGUUUGGGUAUUUAUCCAGUGACCAAAGAUUACUCCUGUGUGUUAAAUCCAGCAGCAGCAGCAAUGGACUCAAGUAUGGUUGAAGGAGGACUUAAUGUCACCUUAACCAUCAGAUUACUCAUGCAUGGAAAGGAGGUUGGUAGCAUAAUUGGCAAGAAAGGAGAGUCUGUCAAGAAAAUGAGAGAGGAGAGUGGCGCUCGCAUCAACAUCUCCGAGGGGAACUGUCCAGAGAGGAUUAUAACCCUUGCAGGACCGACCACGUCUAUUUUCAAGGCUUUUUCCAUGAUCAUUGAGAAACUAGAAGAGGACAUCAGUACCUCAAUGACUAAUAGUACAGCCACCAGCAAACCGCCUGUCACCAUGCGCCUUGUCGUGCCUGCCAGCCAGUGCGGCUCGCUCAUCGGCAAAGGGGGAUGCAAGAUCAAGGAAAUUAGAGAGUCUGCAGGAGCUCAGGUACAAGUAGCAGGGGACAUGUUGCCCAACUCAACAGAGCGUGCUAUCACUGUUGCAGGGACCCCGCAGUCCAUCAUUGAGUGUGUCAAGCAGAUAUGUGUUGUCAUGCUUGAGUCUCCUCCAAAGGGAGUGACCAUCCCGUAUCGACCCAAACCCUCAGGCUCACCUGUUAUUUUUGCAGGUGGUCAGGCAUACGCUGUCCAAGGACAGCACGCCAUUCCUCAGCCUGAUGUAAGUGAAGGGCCCUCUCUCACCAAACUUCACCAGCUGGCCAUGCAGCAGAGCCCCUUCCCUAUUGCACACAGCAACCAGGGCUUCCAGGCUGGGAUGGAUGCCUCUGCACAAACUGGCUCUCAUGAGCUCACCAUUCCAAACGAUCUCAUCGGCUGUAUCAUUGGCCGUCAGGGGGCAAAAAUCAACGAGAUCCGCCAGAUGUCAGGCGCUCAGAUCAAGAUUGCGAAUCCUGUGGAGGGUUCCACUGACAGACAGGUCACCAUUACUGGCUCCCAUGCCAGCAUCAGCCUUGCUGAGUACCUUAUCAAUGCUCGGCUCUCUUCUGAAGCCACUGGACUUGCAGCCAACUGACAUGGAGGAUCUUCAUCAGCAUCUAAAGUUGCCCUUCCCAAACUUUUUUACCAAGAGGACCCUUAUUGAACUUCAUGCAAAAAUACUAUGAACUCACUUUCCUCUGCUUUGGGUUGUACAGCAUCAUGAUGAUAAUGAUAUUUAUUAAGUUUUAAAAUUCCCAUCACAUUAUGGUUUUUAAAGACUUUUGUUCAUCUGCUGUAUAUCUGUAUGAUGUUGAUAAAGGUAAAAAAAUGUUUUAGAAAAAUCUGAAAAAGCAUAAAUAAUGUUUUUCUUAUGUCAGAUUUUUCUUAGAAAAUGUAAAAAUGAAGAAAAAAAACUAACUCAAAAUUAUAAAUGGACUGUUCCCUUCCUUUUUUUAAAUAUCUAUUUAUUUUUAUUUAAGACACAGCUCCUUGUAAGAAGAGAAUUUAGUGAUUAUAUUAGGAGCUGUGCCUCCUGAGCGAUGCAUUGUGGCUUUGACAGGUUUUAAAAAGGGUCUAAGUGGCCUCAGUUGAAGUUCUACGCUAGACGGUAAUUUUCCAUUGUAUCAAAUUGAAUCUACAUUUUGUGUCAUCAAAUUUUGAGUAAUUGUGUCAUUCCUGUUUUUCCGACAGUUUAAUUUCUUGAUCAGAAGUUUUGCCUAUUGUUUUGUAUUGCAUUCUAAUGUGGGCAUAGUUGCCAGCAGUGGGUUUGAGUAAGAGGAAAAUAUUUUUUUUUUCACUGAAAUGACUAAAGACCAUAGUAAUGGUGAUUAUAACAUUGAAAUGUUUUAAAUAUAGAAAAUUAUUUUUUUUUAUCUGCUAGGCUGGGGGAAUGCUGCAAGACAAGACGUGUUUGUCUUUAAAAAGUAUAUUAUGCUGAGGUAUUAAAUUAUGAUAAACUAGAAGGACAAGAAUUCUAGAAUUAACACUAGUUUCUUGCUAUCUGUUUUUGCCUGGGUCAGAUUUAAUUUUUUUAUUCUUUGCAGGAAGAAGAAACUCACUUUUUGUGCACGUUUUUAAACUAUAGUAGAUUUGGGUGCAAUGAAAUUGUUGAAGACAUAAAAAUACAGAAAUAAAAAAAUGUGAAAUG
This is a messenger RNA of Doryrhamphus excisus (bluestripe pipefish), 2226 nucleotides long. It is a transcript of the gene pcbp2, whose product is annotated as poly(rC) binding protein 2. The record is from RefSeq and is a predicted model, not a curated record. NCBI's taxonomy places the organism in Eukaryota, Metazoa, Chordata, Actinopteri, Syngnathiformes, Syngnathidae. Gene Ontology annotation, molecular function: RNA binding.